ACCACAAUAUAGUUUCAUAACCCCUUUUUCUUCUCCUCUCAAUCUAGGGUUUUAGGGUUCGUCUGGUCCCUUCAGACCAGUUUCAAUCAAUCCCUUUCGUUUUAAUCAAAUCGAUCCCACGGUUUUAGGGUUUGAAGGAAUUGUUGGGAAUGUCGACGGAGAGAAAAAGGAAAGUAAGUUUAUUUGAUGUAGUUGAUGAAACAUCGGUAUCUGCUGCUGCUAAACUUGUUAAGAUGAAUGGAUUCGGAGGGGGUUUAAUUCAUAAUAAUCCACUUGUGAAUCGAUGGAAUGGAAGACCGUAUUCGCAGAGAUAUAUGGAUAUUUUGGAGAAAAGAAAAACACUUCCUGUUUGGCAGCAGAAAGAUGAGUUUUUGCAGGUUUUGAAGAAUAAUCAGACUUUGAUUUUGGUCGGUGAAACUGGUAGUGGUAAAACUACUCAGAUUCCCCAGUUUGUGAUUGAUGCCGUCGAGUUAGAAAAUCCAGGAAAGCGAAAGAAAAUGAUGGUUGCUUGCACCCAACCACGUAGGGUUGCUGCUAUGUCUGUUUCUCGACGUGUUGCUGAGGAGAUGGAUGUGACAAUUGGAGAAGAAGUUGGUUAUAGCAUCCGUUUCGAAGACUGUAGUAGUGCAAAAACUGUUCUCAAGUACUUAACAGAUGGUAUGCUCUUAAGAGAAGCUAUGACUGAUCCUCUCUUGGAAAACUAUAAAGUGAUAAUUCUGGACGAGGCUCACGAAAGAACUUUAGCAACAGAUGUGUUGUUUGGUCUUCUGAAAGAAGUCUUAAAAAAUAGACCAGAUCUUAAAUUGGUGGUUAUGAGUGCAACCCUGGAGGCUGAAAAGUUUCAGGCAUACUUCAGUGGUGCCCCUCUUAUGAAGGUUCCUGGAAGGCUUCAUCCAGUUGAGAUAUUCUACACUCAGGAUCCUGAGAGAGAUUACCUUGAAGCAGCAAUUCGUACAGUUGUGCAGAUACAUAUAUGUGAGGGUCCCGGUGACAUUCUUGUUUUUCUAACUGGAGAGGAAGAGAUAGAAGACGCAUGUCGGAAAAUAACUAAGGAAAUAGGAAACCAGGGUGAGCAAGUGGGUCCUGUGAAAGUAGUGCCACUGUAUUCUACUCUCCCUCCAGCGAUGCAGCAGAAGAUAUUUGAUGCUGCUCCACCUCCUUUGAAGGAGGGUGGUCCUGCUGGAAGGAAGAUUGUGGUGUCGACCAAUAUUGCUGAAACUUCUCUGACUAUAGAUGGUAUAGUUUAUGUUAUUGAUCCUGGGUUUGCGAAACAGAAAGUCUACAAUCCACGAGUGCGAGUGGAAUCCUUGUUGGUGUCACCAAUAUCAAGGGCAAGUGCUCACCAGAGAUCAGGUCGUGCAGGAAGAACACAACCUGGGAAGUGUUUCAGACUGUACACGGAGGGAAGUUUUAAUAAUGAUCUUCAGCCGCAAACAUACCCAGAAAUAUUGAGGUCAAAUCUUGCAAACACCGUUCUUACCCUGAAGAAACUUGGAAUUGACGAUCUGGUGCAUUUUGAUUUUAUGGAUCCACCUGCUCCUGAGACAUUGAUGCGUGCGUUGGAGGUGUUGAACUAUCUGGGUGCUUUGGAUGACGAAGGAAACCUUACUAAAUUGGGGGAGAUUAUGGCUGAUUUUCCGCUGGAUCCUCAAAUGUCGAAGAUGCUUGUUGUUAGUCCAAGCUUUAAUUGUUCCAACGAAAUUCUCUCAGUUUCAGCUAUGCUUUCAGUACCCAAUUGCUUUGUCCGGCCUAGGGAGGCUCAAAAAGCUGCAGAUGAAGCGAAAGCUCGGUUUGGCCACAUUGAUGGGGACCAUCUCACACUUUUGAACGUGUAUCACGCCUACAAGCAAAACAAUGAGGACCCUUCGUGGUGUUAUGAUAACUUUGUCAAUGCUAGGGCGCUGAAGUCUGCUGAUAAUGUGAGGCAACAAUUAAUGCGCAUCAUGACCAGAUUCAACCUCAAGCUAUGCAGCACAGAUUUCAACAGCCGUGACUACUACAUCAACAUCAGGAAGGCUAUGCUGUCCGGUUAUUUCAUGCAAGUAGCUCACCUUGAACGUACAGGACACUAUCUAACAGUGAAAGAUAAUCAGGUUGUCCAUCUGCAUCCAUCAAACUGUCUGGAUCACAAGCCGGAGUGGGUCAUUUACAAUGAGUACGUGUUGACUAGCAGGAAUUUCAUUCGUACCGUUACAGACGUUCGCGGAGAGUGGCUUGUUGAUAUAGCACCCCAUUAUUAUGAUCUGGAGAACUUUCCACAGUGUGAGGCGAAGCGCGUCCUAGAAAGGCUUUACCAGAAACGAGAGAAGGAUAAAGAAAACAGCAAGAACAAAAAGCAGUAGUCAACUGGAUUUUUGUUACAAUUGCACUGGUAUGUUGUGCCUGACACGGCCGCAACCAAACAUUUCUCUAGUAUGACGCCCCUCUUUAUAUGUAGAACCUGUUAAUGGGUUUAUUUGUAAUGCUUUAGUAAAACGUGGAAACUCUAUAUCACCCUUGGAUAUGUUUUGGUCUCUUAAUUUUUCCCCUGUUUUACUUGCCAAAGUAACUCUAUAUGUUUGUUUAAAAACCAAAUACAUAUCAAUUUCUGCUAGUUAAAGUAACAAUAUGUUUGAUGGAAAGCCAAAUGCAUCUCAAUUUUUUGCUA
This is a messenger RNA of Papaver somniferum (opium poppy), 2647 nucleotides long. Its product is annotated as probable pre-mRNA-splicing factor ATP-dependent RNA helicase DEAH2. The transcript has 7 exons. Gene Ontology annotation, cellular component: intracellular anatomical structure. The coding region runs from base 150 to 2342 and encodes 730 amino acids. Lineage: Eukaryota; Viridiplantae; Streptophyta; Magnoliopsida; Ranunculales; Papaveraceae. Gene Ontology annotation, molecular function: RNA binding; RNA helicase activity; ATP binding. The record is from RefSeq and is a predicted model, not a curated record.